Messenger RNA from Neurospora tetraspora, 2385 nucleotides. RefSeq lists its product as uncharacterized. The record is from RefSeq and is a predicted model, not a curated record. The transcript has 3 exons. Lineage: Eukaryota; Fungi; Ascomycota; Sordariomycetes; Sordariales; Sordariaceae. The annotation marks the transcript as partial.
UUCAACCGGCCCCCAGUCCUUUACGGCUUUGACCCGGAGAUACAAGAAGAUCACCCUUUCGACGAGGUCUGGUCAGCUGGAUUCAUAUCCAAAGCCUACACUGAUGAGGAAGACCCCGAAGUUCUGCGAUUUGACGCGGACCCGUCGCUCAAGACAGAACUUAGGUAUGGCAAUAAUGUGUUCGUACUCUUCAAGGCCCUUUGCUGGUGCGGCGAGUUCUGGGGCCAACAAAACUUCUGGACUGCCAUGGCUAGAGGCUAUAGCGGCACCAAACCUAGCUACGUCAGGGAGUUGGUCUAUAUGCUUGUAGACGCGCGAAAGACUGCUCUGCAAGGCCUGACCGGUGUUCACAACUCACCCGUUACCCAUGUUGUCGAUGACUUCAUUAACUGGCUGGACCAGUACGGCCCUCAACUUACCAGCCACAACGCCGGCAAACCUACCGAUCCAAACCUACUCUCCACUGCCGACGCUUUCUUCAGCAGUAUGAGGGGUAAAUGUAUCAAUUUCAACAAGAUACCCGUCUUACUCAUUGGGCUAAAGCCACGCCUCCAGAACCCUCAACGGAACAGGCCUCAAAACCAUCGUCAAGACCCGCUUGACCACCAAAGGCCGCCGAACCACUUCCCGCCGGCUCGCUCGAGGUCGCCUCCCACCAUGCCUGUCAAGCCUGAAGCACGAACUGGCGGUACGGGCUGGGAACUAAACAGGGAAUUCACACAACAUCCCAUGCCGCUGCGGAAGCGAUCGGGGUCACCAUAUGCCCAGGACGAGUUUCACCCGCCCAAACGGCAUCACAGCUCUGGACGGUACCCAGAGCAACACUCACCACGACAAUGGCAUCCGGAGCAGGGUCCUCCAUCACGACAGUCAUAUGAGGAUGAGUACCGUGGAUGGCAUCAAUCCGGAGAACGGCUGCCACCACGGGGCCCGCGCUCCGAGGAGACGUUCCCGCCUCGAUCGCCUGCCGGAUUGCCGCCUCGACCACCUACCCCGCCCCGUGCUCAAUCCCAGCUGGAGAAGCAGCAAGGUCACGAUCAACAGAGACACGAUCAACAAAGGCUCAAGCAGCAGCAAAUGGAGGACCAGAAACUCAAGCAACGGCAGCUCGAGGACGAGAUGCUUAAGGAGCAGAAGAUUCAGGAGCGUCGGCUUGAGGUGCAAAAGCUCGAACAACAAAGAAUCGAGCUUGAAAAACAAGUCCAAGAACACCAACAGUUACUCGAGGAGGAGCGCCAGCAAGCCCAAGCUCAGAAGCAGGCUGAAGAAGCUCGGAAGCGACUCGAAGAGGAACGCAAACAGGCCGAAGCCAAGAAGCAAAAGACCGACACUCCCGGACCGCGACCCUCACCCCAUCCGUCCGUCCUGUCUUCGGACGAAGAAGUUGCUGGGUGGAAAGAGAUGGUUUCCACGCUCGAGAAGAAACUGGCGGACACUGAGGGGCAGCUUAAGGCGGCUGCCGUGAUUCGCCCGCUUGAAAGAAGCAUUAGCAAGUUCCAGUCGGAUGUCAGCGCUCUCCAUGGAGAGAUGAGCACCCUCUUCAACUCAUUCCAGUCCAUGGUGGACAUAAUGGCUCUCGUACAGGAAGAUACCAUGUGUAUCAAGGAAAAUGUCGAAGGCAAACAGCAGCAACACGGUGGAAUUGACGAGAUCUCGCUUUCUGUAGAUGAUGUCAAGGCGAACGUCGCAUUGGUGCUGAGCGAAAUCUUCGACCUCCGCCUGCAGCACCAACAGCUGGAAAAGAGGGUUCUUGCAACACCCUUUAGGGCUGCUCCGUCUAGGGACUCGGAAGCUCUAAUGACUGCCCUGGCUGCCAUCUCGCAAAAGGUCGACGCCUUGAACAACGAGGUGUCCGAUUUGAGAAAAGAAGGCCAGGCGCAACGGGAUAUUGCACCUCCACCUACUGCGAACCCUGACGACCUCAAAGAGAUCAUGGGUGUCGUGAAGAUGAUUUCUGAUAAUGUUGACGUGCUUAAGAGUGAAGUGAUGGACUUGAAGAAGGAUCGUGCUCGGACGGACGACACAUCCAACUCAUCAGCAACCACCAGCGUUUCCGUCGACGCCGGGCUUAUCAAAGCACUGUUCGGGGAACAGAAGGCUCUGAUUCAGAGUCAGAGCCAAAAACUGGCCAGAAUGGCGAACGACAUAUCGAGUCUACGAACUCAGGUGUAUGCUUCUGGUAGGACUCAGCCUCAGCCGAAGAGCUUGAAGCAAGCCAUGGCGGCUGCAGAGAAAGACUUGCAGCACCAUCUCAUAACGAUGCAGAAUUACCGAAAUAAGAUGGCCGAGCGAGGGAACCCGCCACCGACUGUCGUAGCUAACAUGGCCGACAUGUGUCAGACGUUGGAAGAGUGCAUCCAGUAUUCCAAGACCGGACAGAAGUAA